Messenger RNA from Scomber japonicus (chub mackerel), 2741 nucleotides. RefSeq names its product tripartite motif containing 44 (gene trim44). The coding region runs from base 276 to 1391 and encodes 371 amino acids. The transcript has 6 exons. The record is from RefSeq and is a predicted model, not a curated record. Lineage: Eukaryota; Metazoa; Chordata; Actinopteri; Scombriformes; Scombridae. Gene Ontology annotation, molecular function: zinc ion binding.
CAUACAGCAGCAGAUGAAAAUAAGGAAGUAAACGCUGUCGGAUCUUAGCUGGAGUCUCCUCUUCUCCUGUAAAGUGAAAGUGGAUCAGUCGACAGCUCAGUAAUCGAUUCAAAAGCACCACGACUGUGCUAAGGAAGUUAGCCGUUAAGCUAAUACUUCCACUGACUCCAUAUUAUCUUAAAGCACUGCCUAGACACAAAACAAAAGAGAGGGGCAAGAGGAAGACAAAGACGAACGUACUCUUCUGAUCCCCAGAAUUAUUUUCAGCAGCCACCAUGGACUACAAAGGGGAACCCCAGGAAGGAGGCAUGGUGCUGAAACAGGAGGACCUGCCGCAGAUGGAUGGAUCAUGUGAUGCGUGUGAGCCCGAUGAAGCCCAACCGGCUACACAAGUGUGCCACACCUGCAGCUUCGCCUUCUGCCCUCUCCAUGCUGACAAACACGCCAGCAGCACACAUCACCCGCUUGCACCUUAUAACCAUGAAGGGACACAAGCUAAUGGUCUUGGCUCAAACAGAGACCCCAGAGUUCCAGAUGGAGCUGAGGAUGAGAAUGAGGUGGAGAGGGGAGCUGGAAUUGGUGUGAACCAGGCCAUAGCAGCACUUGCAGUGGCUGACGCAGAUGAGAGCGGUGAUGCUGAGGAAAGAGAGAGAGCCAAGAAUGGUUUGCCACUGGAGGCUGAGUUGGGUGAUGGAGCUGAGGGUGCCGAGGCAGGGGAGGAGGCUAUGGCUGCUGGAGAGGCUGGAAAGAGGGACACUGUGACAGUAGAGAGACUGCGCUGCAAGGAGCACGGACAGGAAGGCUCACUCUACUGUAAACCAGAUGAGAAGAUAAUCUGCGUGGUGUGUGCUGUACAGGGUGAGCACCGUGGGCACGAAAUUAUCACUCUGCAUGAGGCCUACGUCUGGCAGAAGAACAGGCAGGGUUAUGAUCUGCUGGGCUGUACACAACAGAUGGCUGAGAAGAUCAAGACCAAGUGGACCAACCCUGAGAUGUCUACAGAGGAGUUGGAGGAAUACGUGAAUGUCCAGUUUGAUGAGCUCCGCAGAUUGGUGCGUCUGGAGGAGAAGAGGACCCUUCACCUGGUAGACCUCAAAGAGGCGUUUCUGACAGCAUCAGCUGCUGAGAAAAUCGCAGAGAUCACUGUCCAAACUGAGCGCUUGCAAGAAGAGAUGGCCAACAUUACACACCAGCUUUGCCUUCUGGAGCAGGUUGAGUCGCAGGCGAUUGGUCCUGCGGCCGCUGCAGAGGUCCUGGUAGCUGGAGCAGCCCACAGAGUGCCGCACGACAUUGAGGCCAGGCCAAGGCUGCCAGAGCCGAGGGCAGACCCCAUGGACCCACGGGACUUUGGAGACAAUGAUUCUGGACCAUCGAUGGACCACGCCCCAUGAGACUAUACUCUUACCAUAUCCACCUGUCCUUCAGUUCUGCUUCAGCCAACUGUCAGCCCUGUUGAGCUGUCAGGCAGGCCCUGUCUGUCAGCCAUCGUCCUCUCACCCCUUCUCCCCCCUCCCCCCUCCCUCCCCUCGUGCCUGCUGGCAGUGAGCUGACCUUGAGGAGGACUGCUGUGACAAAUAUGGAUGGCCACGUCUUUUCUGCUCUCAAACUUUUUAAUCCCUCACUAGCUACUAACUUUCUUUAAUUGAAGCACACAAGUUAUGUGCAAUCAAUUACGAUCAGGCUCAAUUUCCACAGCCAGUCAGAUCCUUGGCUUACUGGUGAGCACGGCCGACUCAGAGAGGAGCCUGGGUAGGCAGCUGAGCAGAGCAUCUGUUAAGCCCAACAGAUGUCAGAAACGGGAAAUUUUGUGACACAGUGUGCUUCACUCUUCAUUUAUUCGCAAUAUCAUUUUGGUUCUGUCAUUUUGACAAACACUCUGGACACUCUCAGACACAGAAAGGGAACAUUUGUCAUAUGCCCCAAUGCCUUAUGUUAUCGAGAGAAUAUAUAUUGCUAAGGUGUUUCUGGGUAUUACAUUUUGAUUGUGAAAAAAGGAGACCUGUCUUUAGCUGAUUUUCUAUAAUAUUGUCUCUUGUGCUUUCCAUCAUCCCAUUACCUUCACCCCUCCUUUCCCUACAAUCCUCACUUUCUGCCCUACCAGCUGAUUCUUUAUUGUAAAUUUGCCUGCACUUUCUCGUGCGUGAGAACUCUUCAAAUCUAUUAUCAGAAGCAGAGAGCAUUUUGACACCCAUUGAUUGGUGAAUGUUGCUGAGUCUUUGUUAGGUGAAAAUCGAACCGUAAUUUGACUGUGCAAAAUAGCUCUCCCACAGUAUCAGCUCUCUAUGUACUAUAAUGUAAAGGCUCAUUACUCCUGGCCAAUCUGCAGUGUAUGACGGAUUACAGCUCAGACAAGCAUAUGCACUUUCUACCUUGACCCGCUCAGCCAUAGCUUUCCUUCAUGAUGUACUGCUGCGAGUCUGUUUGUACCAGCAGUUUGUUUUUAAUGUGAUUGAUUCUGUUGCCUUUAAUUCAAAAUUUAAAUUGGUGUCACCCAUAAUACUUUGGGCCUAUAUGACAACAACAUGAGUUUGCUGCUGUAGCAUUGCACUAAGGAUGCACUGAGACUUGUAUAUCCACCCAAGGGAAUUGUUGAUGUGUCAACAGACUAUUGAAACAACUCCAACAGCUCAUUCUUUAUUCUUGUGUAACAACCGACAGGAAGUGAGGCUGUCUGAUGAUUCUUCUGUUGUUAUUUGUCUAUUUUUGUCUUAAAUCUAUAAAUAAACUGCCUGUUUCUUAGA